AUUAAGAGUAAUGGAUAAACUUUCGGAUUUAUAUUAAACUUUUGGAUUAAAUGUAUCCGUGUUUUGAACUGACUGAUUAGUGAUUACCUCGUAUAGCUCAAAAAAAAAAAAAAAAAAAAAAAAAAAAAACCCGCAAGAUAUGCCAGAAAAAUUGGUUGAAACUGAUAUACCAUUUCUAUCUUUUUAAAUUCUCUCUCUUUCUUCUCAAAAUCUCCUAUUUAUAAUUUGUUUUCAUAAUUGAUUAUACAUUUAUAUUGCGUUGAUUGAAGUGUGUGAAGCUGAUCAGAAUGGGGUUGCGAAUGAAUUUAUUGCUCCUAUGUUGUUUAAAUCUGGCUUUAUCUGCAGUGAUGGCUGUCGGUCCACCAACUUGUCCUGCUGAGGGUAGUGGGUGUGAUACUGAUGAGUGGGUAGGGGAGUUCUUCCCUGAAAUUCCCAAAAUUAAGUAUGAGGGACCUAACAGCAAGAACCAUCUGGCAUUCAAAUAUUACAAUGCUGAAGAGGUGAUCCUAGGAAGGAAAAUGAAGGACUGGUUUAGAUUCAGUGUUGCAUUUUGGCAUACAUUCCGUGGAACAGGAGGUGAUCCAUUUGGCGCUCCCACAAAACAUUGGCCAUGGGAAGAUGGCACCAAUUCUUUAGCCAUGGCAAAGAGAAGAAUGAGAGCUAACUUCGAGUUCAUUAAUAAGCUUGGAGUUGAGUUUUGGUGCUUCCACGAUAGAGAUAUAGCUCCAGAUGGUAAAACUUUGGAGGAAACUAACAAAAAUAUGGAUGAAGUGGUAGCUUUAGCUAAGGAAUUGCAGGGUUCCAAGAUUCAUCCCUUGUGGGGUACAGCUCAAUUGUUUCAUCAUCCUCGUUACAUGCAUGGAGGGGCUACAAGUCCUGAAGUCGGGGUAUACGCAUAUGCUGCUGCUCAAGUAAAGAAGGCGAUGGAGGUGACUCAUUACUUAGGUGGUGAAAACUAUGUUUUCUGGGGUGGUCGUGAGGGUUAUCAGACACUUUUAAAUACGGAUAUGGGAAGAGAACUUGAUCAUAUGGCGAGGUUUCUUGAAGCUGCUGCCAACUAUAAGAAGAAGAUAGGGUUUAAUGGAACUUUGCUUAUUGAACCAAAGCCUCAGGAGCCUACCAAGCAUCAGUAUGACUGGGAUGCAGCAACCGCAGCUAAUUUCUUGCGUAAAUACGGCCUUAUAGAUGAGUUCAAACUUAACAUUGAAUGCAAUCAUGCCACACUAUCUGGUCACAGCUGUCAUCAUGACCUUGAGACCGCUAGAAUAAAUGGCUUGCUUGGAAAUAUUGAUGCAAACUCUGGAGAUCCUCAAACUGGCUGGGAUACCGAUGAGUUUAUGACAGAUAUUGCAGAAGCUACCAAGGUUAUGCUCACUGUCGUAAAAAAUGGUGGGUUGGCUCCUGGAGGAUUCAACUUCGAUGCUAAACUCCGAAGAGAGAGCACAGAUGUGGAGGACUUGUUCAUUGCACAUAUUAGUGGAAUGGAUACGAUGGCUCGUGGACUGCGAAGUGCUGCCAAGUUAAUUGAGGAUGGAACACUUGACAACUUUGUGAAGAAGAGAUAUCAGAGCUUCGACUCAGAGAUUGGGGCUUUAAUAGAGGCGGGCAAGGCUGAUUUUGAGUAUCUUGAGAAGAAGGCCAUUGAAUGGGGCGAACCUAAAGUUCCAUCCGGAAAACAGGAGUAUGUUGAGAUGAUUUUCCAUUCCGCGUUGUAGAGUGUGCAUAGGAGAGGCUGAAAGAGCCUUCUACACCUUGUCUAAAUUUAGAAUAACAUAUAUGUAAGGGUUUAGAGGUAGGGUACUAGUUCUUGUCUGCAUUCAGUGUAAUGCGUAGUACGUAUGUUAAAUCGUUGAUUGACAUUGCUCUUAGCAGAGUACUGUGAAAUAAAUAUUUAUGUUUCAGUCUCAAAAUUGUUUAUGAUGCUGAACCUUCUCAGUUUA
Chenopodium quinoa (quinoa) is the source of this 1940-nucleotide messenger RNA. RefSeq names its product xylose isomerase-like. Gene Ontology annotation, biological process: carbohydrate metabolic process. Gene Ontology annotation, molecular function: xylose isomerase activity. The record is from RefSeq and is a predicted model, not a curated record. The transcript has 21 exons. NCBI's taxonomy places the organism in Eukaryota, Viridiplantae, Streptophyta, Magnoliopsida, Caryophyllales, Amaranthaceae. Bases 288 to 1715 code for a protein of 475 amino acids.